Molecule: messenger RNA, 2778 nt
Organism: Lotus japonicus
Lineage: Eukaryota; Viridiplantae; Streptophyta; Magnoliopsida; Fabales; Fabaceae
Product: glycine-rich domain-containing protein 1
Exons: 8
Coding region: 106-2526 (806 amino acids)
Source: RefSeq, a predicted model, not a curated record
UUGGUACUACUUUCAGUUGCAGUACAACUCUGAACUCUAUUAAGUGUCAGAUACAGAUCUUUCGGAGACAACAAGAUUGCAGUUUCUGAAAGAUUGAAUUGAGAGAUGGAACCACACCAAGAAUUGGAGUGGAAAGAAGCUCAAAAGAUUGCAGUAAGCGUUGACCUUGUUGAUGAGGCCAAAAAACAGCUUCAAUUCCUUGCAGCUGUUGAUAGAAAUCGUCACCUCUAUGAGGGUCCUGCACUAGAAAGAGCCAUCUAUAGGUACAAUGCUUGUUGGCUUCCCUUGCUUGCUAAACAUUCCGAGUCUCGGAUUUUUGAAGGCUCUUUGGUCGUUCCUCUUGACAGUGAAUGGGUUUGGCACUGUCACAGGCUCAACCCGGUAAGGUACAAAUCUGACUGUGAGGAACUUUAUGGACGGAUACUUGACAACUUUGAUGUUGUCUCCUCCACUGUUGAAGGAAUCUGUGGCAGGCAAACUGAAGAAAUCUGGAAUCAACUGUAUCCAGAUGAGCCCUACAAUUCUGAUUUGACUAAUGUUUUUCCCAAGGAUAUCUCUGAAAAUAUUACUAGACUGGCAAAAUAUGCCAAAUAUGAUCUGAUCUCAGCUGCUAAGAGGCAGAGUCCAUUUUUUUACCAGGUAUCAAGACCCUACUUGAAAAAUGACCUCUUUAUCAAGGAAGCUGUGGCCAGAUAUAAAGGCUUUCUGCAUCUUAUCAAGAGAAACAAGGAGAAUGGUGUAAAACGCUUUUGUGUUCCAACCUACGAUAUCGACCUAAUCUGGCACUCUCACCAGUUACAUCCAGUUUCUUACUGUAAAGACCUCAAUGAGGCACUUGGAAAAGUAUUGGAACACGAUGAUACAGACUCAGACAGAGCUAAAGGAAAGAAGCUGGAUGUUGGUUUUUCUGGAACCACCAAACAGUGGGAAGACACAUUUGGCAUAAGAUAUUGGAAGGCUGGAGCAAUGUAUAGGGGUAAUGCACCAUGUCCUAUCACAAGUAACCCUUUUUCACCUAGCAUGAUUUGCAAGAAGGUUGUUUCUUCCAAUGAGAAUCGACAAGAAAUUUCACUUAAAGAUCGGAAAGUUGUCGAGGUUCUCUUGGAGUUUGUUGGGGUUAAAAACUUACCAGAGGGGCAGGAAGGAGGUCUCUUUGUUUCAUUUUCCAAAUCACAGCCUGGUGCUUUCUUUGAUGCCAAAAGGAAACUAAGUAUUUUGUCAGAGUCUAGAGAGAAACAGGUUGCAUCUUUCCAUUGUGAAGCUACUGGAGAGCUGCUUUUUGAACUCGUGUCCCAUUCUUCUUCCAAGUUACCUAUAAGAAGAUCAACUAAGACACUGGGAUCUGCUUCAUUCUCUAUGCAGGAGUAUCUUGACCCAGCUUCAGAGCUCUAUGUUGAGAAGUGGUUGGAGUUGGAGCCAAGUUCCAGUACUAUGAGUUCAAAGCCUAUCUUAUUACGUGUAGCCAUAUCAUUUACUAUCCCAAUUCCUGCCCCUUAUACGCUCGAAAUGACUCAAUCUCGUCCAUUUUCCAAAAAUACAUGCUUUUUCAACUUUCCUGUUAAAUCUCAACAUGCCAAGAGUUGGACUCAUGUCACGGAUGAAACUGGUUCCAGAAUCAUCAGCCUUCAGAUGAGGGAUUUGAAAAAUGCAAAGAACGAAGAAAAUCCUGGAAAGGAGGUUGUUGGCCUCAUGGAGUCCGGUGAGACUCACACUCUUGCUAAGUUUAUGAGAAACGGAUGGACUCUUUUGGAGAAUCAUUGGUCGUUUCCCCCAAACAACUGCAGUAAGGAUGGACAUAUCUUUGAGCUUGCAGGCACCAAGAUGGUGAAAAUCUUUCCGGGAAGAAAGCUAGAGUAUGAACCAAGACACUUAGGAAAACAAGGAAAUGAAGUGGACUUCUUAACAGCAGUUGAAUUCUCCACAGAAUAUCCUUAUGGCAAAGCCAUAGCAUUGCUUGACUUGAGAUCUAGACUUAUCACGGCAAAGGAAAAGUGGAUGGUAUUGCCUGGAAUCCUAUUGGCAUUUAUUGCUUCUGAUAUAAUGAAAAGGGAAGGAUAUGAAGGCAUCACUGCUAAAAGUCAAGAUUUGAUGGUGAAUGGUCCCGAUGAGGAAAUCGAAAGGAAAGACCUGAGUGGAGUGGAGUUAAGCAGUAAAGUGUGCACUGGAGAUGCAAGGACAACAAAAAAUUUGGGACUCUCAAGUGGAGGCUGUGGUAGUGGCUGUGGGAAUGCAGUGAAAAGUGGUGGUUGUGGGGGCUGUGGUGCUGGUAGUUGUGGUGGAGGGUGUGGAAGUAUGAUCAAGAGUGGUGGCUGUGGUGGUGGUUGCGGAGGCUGUGGUGGAGGCUGUGGAAGUAUGAUGAAGAGUGGUGGCUGUGGUGGAGGCUGUGGAGGAGGGUGUGGUGGCUGUGGAAAUAUGGUGGAAAGUGGUGGCUGUGGGGGAGGGUGUGGUGGUGAGCUUAUGGACAGCAAAUGCAGCUUCAAUGAGCAUUUGAACUGUGUGAAUGAAGAAUCAGUUGCUGCUGCAUAAAGCAUGUCUGAUGAUUAUGCGUGUCACAAUUGUAUGAUGUUGCAAUUGUGCAGCAGAUUUUAUGUCUAAGUAUUCACUUUCUUUUCCUGAUAAUGUAUUGGUUUGGAGUGGGUCCUUCUGGUCUAGGAUCUAUAUUGUUAGAAGACCGGAUAACAAACCCAACUUUGUUUUCUGCUUAAUUUUAUUCUGUGUUGCUGUCAAAAAAAAAUAUUGAAGAUUUCAUUACAUCAAAAUCAAAUCCUCUUUAAAUCA